Molecule: messenger RNA, 504 nt
Organism: Lichtheimia ornata
Lineage: Eukaryota; Fungi; Mucoromycota; Mucoromycetes; Mucorales; Lichtheimiaceae
Exons: 6
Coding region: 1-504 (167 amino acids)
Biological process (GO): regulation of transcription by RNA polymerase II
Molecular function (GO): RNA polymerase II cis-regulatory region sequence-specific DNA binding; DNA-binding transcription factor activity, RNA polymerase II-specific; protein dimerization activity
Source: RefSeq, a predicted model, not a curated record
AUGGAUAUGCAAAACAAUACUCAACACACAGCUACAGCAUUGGCACCUGCCGAUGACCCACAGGACAUAGAUAAUACCAGCCGAAAGAGAAAACAACAAUCAACACCUGAAACGACUACUUCUACAACAACAGAGCAAGAAGGUGACCAAGUGGAUGAUGGUCCAAGCAAUAAGAAACCAGCAACCAACACAAGACGAUGUCGGAAGGCGCCGCAUGAAUUACUCACGGAAGCCGAGAAAAAAGCCAACCACAUUGCCUCGGAGCAGAAGCGACGUCAAAACAUCCGGCUCGGAUUUGACCAACUCAUUGACAUUGUCCCUUCCCUCAACCAUGGCAAUCGGAGUGAAGCUCUGAUACUGCAAAAAUCCAUUGAUCAUAUACGUCAACUCAUCUCGACAAAAAACGACCUUAAGAAUCAAGUGCGUGAUCUUGAAACCGUUUUGGGUGAUCCCGCUUAUGGAGACGAUUCUUCGGAAGAUGACAUGUCGUUUUCUUUUCGAUAG